AACCGGCGUCCUCUUUUCUCGAGUCGAUCUACUUCCUCUAAUGGCGAGCAACGAUCCCGAUCGCCAGGAGGAGGCUGCCGCCGGCGACGAUGAGGACACUGGCGCUCAGAUCGCCCCCAUCGUCACCCUCUCGGAGGUGGCCGUCACCACCGGCGAGGAGGAAGAGGACGUCCUUCUCGAUCUGAAGGCGAAGCUGUACCGGUUCGAUAAGGAUGGGAACCAGUGGAAGGAGAGGGGUUCGGGGAGCGUGAAGCUUUUGAAGCACACUGAGACGGGCAAGGUGCGGCUGGUGAUGCGCCAAGCCAAGACCCUCAAGAUCUGCGCCAACCAUCUAGUUGUUCCGUCGAUCAAGAUUCAGGAGCACGCGGGGAACGAUAAGUCGUGCGUGUGGCAUGCGUCCGAUUUCGCCGAUGGGGAACUCAAGGAGGAGAUGUUCUGCAUUCGGUUCGGCUCUGUUGAAAACUGCAAGAAAUUCAUGGAGAUGAUUGAAAGCAUUACUGAAUCCCUUGGAGAGAGGGAAGAGGAAGAGAGCGACGAUGCGGCAGCUGCUGCUGCUGGGCUUCUGGACAAGUUGAGCGUCGAUGGAAGCCAAAAAGCAAAGGCGGCGGCUGCGGAGGAGGAAGUUGCAGCUAAGGUGGAAGCCAAAGCUGAGCAAUCUACCAAGUCGGAGGAUUGAUGGUAGCGGAGGAGAGGAGAGGGUAUAUGAUAUAUUUACUUAGGUUGGAGAAGUUCCCAUGCUUUUAAGGGACACCAAAGAGUGUGUAAAAAUAUGACUUUGUAAGUCAUGAUGGGGUCGUGUCAGGUCGGUGGAGUCUCUCUCUUGUAUGAUUGAUUGGAGUGGUGUCGUCUGAGUGCGUGAUGGAAUAUCAUUGUCAUGGAUGCUAUAUGCCCCCCGUUGUUUGAAUGAUUUCAUUGGUAAAUUGCCUUUUUGUUUUA
This is a messenger RNA of Musa acuminata AAA Group (dessert banana), 936 nucleotides long. RefSeq names its product ran-binding protein 1 homolog a. The transcript has 4 exons. Gene Ontology annotation, biological process: nucleocytoplasmic transport. Gene Ontology annotation, molecular function: GTPase activator activity. The record is from RefSeq and is a predicted model, not a curated record. Lineage: Eukaryota; Viridiplantae; Streptophyta; Magnoliopsida; Zingiberales; Musaceae. Gene Ontology annotation, cellular component: nuclear pore; cytoplasm. Bases 41 to 676 code for a protein of 211 amino acids.